UCUUUUCAUAUUUUUUAUCGGGUAUAUGGCAACUAAGUAAAUGCAUUGAGAAGUCUCUGCAUUCGGCCCUGGUACAUGUCUUUUACCUUGAAAACUUGUUGUAUGUUGGAUGAAUACAGAGGACUCCUGGGGGCGGGGUAACGUUAAUGUCAAAUGUGCAUAUGCUAAACCCAGAGAGGCACAAGUACAGCGAAGUUACCUGUCACGAGUAAUUGACACGAAUGCAUCAUGACGUGACCUAUUGUCGGUUAAUUAGCUCGCUACCUAGCUAAGGUUAAUUUGGUUACUACAAUGCGACGCUACUUUCGUAUACUUUUAUGUUGCACUCUACUGGUAUUUUUCUCUGCAUUGUACGUAUUCAGCCAAUUUGCUUCCUCCCUUGAGACAGAAGGUGGAUUCUCCGAGAGGCACGCUCAUCGAGCUAGCUCUCGAGGAGAUUACAGCGGUCAUGAAGUCAAGAAAGUGCCUGGGAAAGAAGGCCCGGCUGAUCCGGGACAGUAUGAAAGGUGUAAGAGUUCAGUGUCUGUGUCAUACUGGAAUCCCAAUUGGCGAGACUCCCCUGGGGGUUGUGGAAUGAACUGCUUAAUGGAAUCAGCGUGUAGACACACAGCAGACAAGCCAGGGUCUGUCCAAGACGUCGCUCGAGUGGAGCCCAUGCACCUCGCCGUCGUGGCCUGUGGCUCUCGGCUCGUGGAGACUCUGGCCAUGCUGAAGUCUGCAGUCCUCUUCAGCAGCAAGCCUCUGCAGUUCCACGUGUUUGCAGAGGACGAGCUGCACAGUGGCUUCAAAGAGGCUCUUGACUCCUGGCCAGCAGCCUUCCAGGCCAAGUUCAACUACUCGUUGUAUCCCAUCACCUUUCCAAGUGAGAAUGCAAGAGAGUGGAAGAAGCUGUUCAAGCCUUGUGCAUCUCAGCGGCUCUUCUUGCCUCUCCUGCUCAAAGACGUAGACUCGCUGCUAUAUGUGGACACAGACAUCCUGUUCCUGCAGCCAGUGGAAGAGAUCUGGAACUUUCUCUCGCAAUUUAACUCUAGCCAGUUGGCAGGCAUGGCGCCUGAGCACGAGGAACCUCGUAUUGGCUGGUACAACCGCUUUGCCCGCCACCCAUACUACGGCAAAACAGGCGUAAACUCUGGAGUUAUGCUCAUGAACAUGACCCGUAUCAGGGCCACACACUUCAAGAAUGAUAUGACCUCAGUUCCACUCCUAUGGAGGGAACUUCUGAUGCCACUCCUGCAGAAGUAUAAGCUGAACAUCACAUGGGGCGACCAAGACCUCCUAAACAUAAUAUUCCACCACAAUCCAGAGGGGCUGUUUGUGUUCCCAUGCCAGUGGAAUUACCGUCCCGACCACUGCAUCUACGGCAGCAACUGUGCCGCCGCGGAGCAGCACGGAGUCUUCAUCCUCCACGGCAACCGAGGCGUCUACCAUAACGACAAGCAGCCCGCUUUCCGAGCCAUCUAUGAAGCCAUUCAGCAGUUCCCGUUUGGAGGCGACCCAGUCGGCGCUCUGCUGCAGCCCCUUGAGGAGUCGCUCCGGGACGCCUCGCACACCUACUGCGGAAGAGUCGGCCACCUGUUCACCAAGCGGCUCCGGCACAGCAUUGAAGCUCUCCGCACAGCCCCUCUGAGGAAAGCCUGACCUCCAUUCCGUCCAAGUGUACUUACCCCAGUUUUUUGUUGUUGUUGUUGUUUUUGUGUGUUUUGUUUUCUAAGAAGAUCUACAUCGCACUGAGGCGGCUGUCUUUGUUGGACAGGUAGCUUCGUGGAGCCAAUUGAAUGACUGGAGUAGAGGGGUUGUGGGAACACUCUUUGUACUGAUCUCACUUUGCUGAGUUGUUAUCCCCACGAGUAGAAAGGCCAAACGUAUCGAGAUGUGACAAUCACAUUCCAUACCGUUCAGGUAGUGAGCUGCAGUCCCCCAUUCAGAUUUAUCGAUGAUGGCCAACAAUUCCUGGAUUUAAACUGGCACCAAGUUCUCUAUUUUGACUAUUACAUGCAAGAGAGAUUGCACUAUAGAGUAUGAGAUAUAUAAAUAUAUAUAUAUAUUAGUCCUUGACCUACUGGACUAAUAGUCAGACUAGUACUUUCACAUGAAUCCAUGUGUUUUUUUGUGAAACCUGUGAGUAUUGAAUAUCAGCUAGGACAAAGAUGAUGACAAAAGAAAAAAAAACAUUGAUAUAGAUAUAGAUAUAA
This is a messenger RNA of Clupea harengus (Atlantic herring), 2192 nucleotides long. It is a transcript of the gene gxylt1a, whose product is annotated as glucoside xylosyltransferase 1a. The record is from RefSeq and is a predicted model, not a curated record. Gene Ontology annotation, biological process: protein O-linked glycosylation via N-acetylgalactosamine. NCBI's taxonomy places the organism in Eukaryota, Metazoa, Chordata, Actinopteri, Clupeiformes, Clupeidae. Gene Ontology annotation, molecular function: UDP-xylosyltransferase activity.